AUGGCCGAGCAGGUGCCUGUUGCUCUUUCUAGGACCUCGGCAAAAGCGCCGCCUAAGAAGACCAAGAAGGUGGGCUCCGGGGCGGCCAAGGCGCGCAAGCCGGCGGGCCCCAGCGUGACGGAGCUGCUGACCCAGGCAGUGUCGGCCUCCAAGGAGCGCAGCGGCGUCUCGCUGGCCGCGCUCAAGAAGUCCCUGGCGGCCGCCGGCUACGACGUGGAGAAGAACAACAGCCGCAUCAAGCUGGGCCUCAAGAGCCUGGUGACCAAGGGCACGCUGGUGCAGACCAAGGGCACGGGCGCCUCGGGCUCUUUCAAGCUCAACAAGAAGCAGGCCGAGGCCAAGGACAAGGCGGCCGCCAAGAAGAAGCCGGCCCCGGCGGCCGGCGCGGCCAAGAGCAAGAAGCCCGCCGCCAAGAAGGUCAAGCGGGCGGCCAAGAAGCCCCCCAGAGUGAAAGUGACCAAGCCCAAGAAAACGGCCAAGAGCCCCGCCAAGGCCUCCCAGCCGCGGGCUAAAGCCAAGCCGGAGGUCUCCAGAGGGAAGCGCCUUCCUAAGAAGCAGUGA
Messenger RNA from Eublepharis macularius, 561 nucleotides. RefSeq names its product histone H1-like. The record is from RefSeq and is a predicted model, not a curated record. Gene Ontology annotation, molecular function: nucleosomal DNA binding; structural constituent of chromatin; double-stranded DNA binding. Gene Ontology annotation, cellular component: nucleosome; nucleus. Gene Ontology annotation, biological process: nucleosome assembly; negative regulation of DNA recombination; chromosome condensation. The coding region runs from base 1 to 561 and encodes 186 amino acids. Lineage: Eukaryota; Metazoa; Chordata; Lepidosauria; Squamata; Eublepharidae. The transcript has a single exon.